AUGUCAGUCAGGAUAUUUGACCUCGAAGAAUGGCGCAUAUUGAAGGCCGCCCAACAUUUUAUGUUGAAGGCGGUUGAGAGCACUCUUGCUGACACGUCGAUACCAAGCCGACCAACCGGGAUCAGUGCCGACCGAAUUGACAAGCUGAGAUUUCUCCGUUAUGAAUUCAUGAAACUGGCAAUAUCAAUUGAAUUCGACAAGGAGAUUCAGCCCCAGGUCGCAGCCUAUUUCAAGCGUGAGACCUACAAAGUAUUCUCCUACCUGGAGACCGUUCUCGUCACCCAGCUGCUUUCCAGCCAACCUGCUAAGCAUUAUGAAUUCCCUGCAUUAUGGGAACUGGAAUACAUUUUCUCGUCAAGUGAAGGAAGAGAAACCCCGACGCUAAGUGCUUUGGUGGUUCUUCCGCAUCAAAACCUAGACAACUGGUUCGCCAUCCUAGAUAGCCUCACUGCCUUCAACAAAACAGCCGAGAAUCUCUUCUGGGCUCCUCCAAUGACAUCAGUGCUUUCUUUGGGAGAGACUCUGCCAAACACCCUCAGUGCAGGACUUGUUCGAAAGAGCGGGGUGGAAACCACGUUGGAAUGCCUCGAGGAACAUUUCUCAAAGUGUCCUCGCCAGCCUGGCCAUGAGCAUUGUAUAUUGCUUCAAGCAUCUCACAAGACAUGGAAUGCUGAAGACACCACUGAUACCAGUGACGCACUGUUUCUUUCUUCCUGUGCACACCCUUCUAUGUGGCAAGAAGCUGAGUGCUCACACCACGAGUCAGUACAUGUUCUCCUCAAAUAUGUGCAUCGAUGUCGAUGUCUUCAAACUCUGACCCUUAAUUUGAGCCAGGCGUUCGAAUGUCUGCAAUACAAUGAUCCACUUCAUCUCAUGACUUUGAAUAAUACGCUAUACAAACUUGAUGGAACUUGCGCUCCCGGAUUAGAAGCGGGUCCAAAAUGGACAAUCCAAUAUCUACUUGAUCAUCAGAUGUUAGUACCUUGGAGCGCGGGGGUUGAAUGGUCCCCGCCGUUAAAAAUACGGGAUAAGAGGGAGUUGGCCUUGAAUCUAGCCUGGUGUUUCGUACACUUGUUCGACUUCAAGUGGAUGGAAAACGGCUGGUCUGCAGACCGAAUCUAUGUCCUAUCUUCGACAGCCGAUAAUUCCGCCCCCAUGGUUACUGAAAUCCCUCCCUAUAUAACUUGUCAACAGCCGAAUAUGGAAGAACCCAAACUACAAGCAGAUAUGGGCAAACUUUUCACCGGGUCAGUUUUCUUGUCACUAGCAAAACUGUUGGUCGAGAUCGAAAUUGGGCGAAGCAUAAGCAUUGAAGAGAAGGACAAGUUUGAGAACCCCAGUUUGUGGCUGACCAUUCGGAAACUUAUCAAAGAAAACCAAUUAUCACUAGCCUGUGAUGAUUACAUUUGGGCUAUUGACGGGUGCCUUGAUCUUCAUAGGAACUUCGAUCGGUUGGUUCAGAACAAGCCCGAAUCAAGCCCAGGAGAGAUCAUCCAUAAGAAUAUCGUCGCGUAUCUCGAGAACGACUGGAAGAAUUAUCAAAGGAAAACCUUGAAAAGGCGUCGUAGUGAGCUGGGCCUUGAGGAACCACAUUCUGGGGUUAAAGAGUUGAAGAAGGCAAAAUUUGAAAUUUGCGUGAGCUCACAAGCCCAAACUCAGGACAAAGCAAUUCCUUCUACGGCUGAUAUCACUCCAAAGCGACUUAGGAGUCGUACCAAAUCCCUGGAGGUAGAUUACGAGCUCGAAAAGCGUUCAAUAAUUUCCAGAGAUUCUUUCAGUGUGGACAUACACUCGCCCCCUACCUGUCGGGAAGAAUUCGAAAUUGCGAUAAUUUGCGCCCUUGGGCAUGAAUAUACGGCUGUUGAGGAUGUGAUUGACCAGUUCUGGGAUAACGAUGGGGAUAAUUACGGCAAACUACAGGGCGAUCCAAACCACUACACCACUGGCCGCAUUGGACAACACAACAUAGUUUUGGUCCUUCUACCUGAAAUAGGGAAGGCAAACGCAAGCAGUGCAGCCAACAGCAUACGCCUCAGCUACACCGGUGUCAAGCUUGCGCUUGUUGUUGGGAUAUGUGGAGCGGUGCCCAAGAACGGGGAUGAGGAUAUCAUGCUCGGCGAUGUGAUUAUUGGUGAGAAGGUCGUUCAGCAUGACUUUGGACGGAGGUAUGGCGACAAAUUCUAUCGAAAAAGUCACAACCUUGGAAAGGCAAACAAGGAAGUCAGCAGCAUCACUGGGAAAUACAAGACGCCCCGGUCAAAGAGGAACGUCGAAAACCACGCUGCGGAGAUACUAAAAGACCUGCAGAGUAGGACUGCGGCGCAAGGCCGUCAGGGUGAAUACGAUGACCCAGGGUAUGCUUCAGAUAGGUUAUUCAAGCCCGACUAUCGUCAUCGGCAUACGGUCUCUCCAUCUUGCAUCUGCGCAAGCUGUCUCAAAGAUGCCGAUCCUACCUGUAGCGUGGCUCUCGUUUCAACAUGCAAAGAGCUUCAAUGCGACGAACAGGAGAUGAUUCAUAGGGAAUCACGAUCUUUACCUAUCAGGACCCCAAUCAUACAUAUCGGCGCCAUCGCAUCUGGAGACACCGUGAUGAAAUCCGGGAUCCAAAGGGACACCAUCGCGACCGAGCUGGGCGUCAUCGCUUUCGAGAUGGAGGGCUGUGGUGUCUGGGAGGAGUUGCCUUGUCUUGUGAUCAAAGGCGUAUGCGAUUAUGCGGAUAGCCACAAAGACAAGGUUUGGCAAAAGUUCGCUGCGGCAUCUGCUGCAUCGGUUGCCAAGGCAGUAAUACAUAGAUAUAUCAAAACUGACAAGGCCAGUGGAGGUUCGUCUCGGGGCAGUGAGCUCUCAAUGGGUGACAGGUGGGAGACCAAUACGAAUGGCAGUCAUAUUUAA
Molecule: messenger RNA, 2892 nt
Organism: Clonostachys rhizophaga
Lineage: Eukaryota; Fungi; Ascomycota; Sordariomycetes; Hypocreales; Bionectriaceae
Source: the annotation of a GenBank genome assembly